UUCAUUUUCAUCCCAUCAAACGGUUAUGUUGCACAUGCGGACCAAACAAUUGUAGCAAUCAUCCACACUCUAUCACAAUCUACCGCUAAUGAGGACACGUAGACGUGGCGAUGACGAAAAGGUUGAGUAAGAGUGCAAUUAGGGAAGUGGAUUUGCAAAGGAAAAAUUGAAAAGGAUCAAUCAUUUUACACAUUUUUUCCCUUUGGGAUGCUUACAUGUAGCUCUGCCUUUGGGUCACCAAUUCUUGAGCAUCACCCAUUUUAUGCAGUGAGAAAAAAACACCAGAACAUCCCAUAUUGGUUCCCACAUAGCUUUCACAACACCUAGGUGGGACCCGAAAUACCCCCAGUUUUCUGUGUCCCUUAUUUGAGUGUUGUUUGGGAUGCAUCUUUUCUAUUUGAUAUAAUACUCAAGUAGUAAAAGGAGAGAGCUUUAUUAAUAUAUAUAAAGGUGGGUGUGGGAUUUUUGAGUCGUCUCAACAAGAAGCUAGUGUUGGUGACACUUUCCAUUGGCUAGUUUGAAGGUUUGUAUUGGUUAGUAGCAAGUGCUAUGGGGAGGCAGCCUUGCUGUGACAAACUUGGAGUGAAGAAAGGUCCAUGGACUGCUGAGGAAGACAAAAAGCUGAUAAGCUUCAUUCUCACCAAUGGCCAGUGCUGUUGGCGUGCUGUUCCCAAGCUUGCUGGUCUUCGCCGUUGUGGUAAGAGUUGUCGUCUUCGCUGGACUAAUUAUCUGAGGCCUGACUUGAAGAGAGGCCUCCUCACACAGGCAGAAGAACAGCUUGUCAUUGAUCUCCAUGCCCGUCUUGGCAACAGGUGGUCCAAGAUUGCUGCCAGGUUACCAGGAAGAACAGACAACGAGAUUAAGAAUCACUGGAACACACAUAUAAAAAAAAAGCUCCUUAAGAUGGGUAUUGAUCCUGUUACUCAUGAACCUCUCAACAAAGAAGCCACAUCACAGAAUAGUUCUUUCCCUGCAGAGCAUCUGUCACAAGUUGAUAAUAUUAAUAUCCAUCAGGUUAAGGAAAAUGGUGUGGCUCUCAACUCGGAAGAGAAUUCCACCUCAUCACCAGCUGAAAAUUCUUCUGGGGAGGAAUCCCUUUUGAUGGAUAGCAUUUGCAGUGAUGUGUCUUUGAUGAACAGCAUGUGGCUAGAUGAAACUCCUCUUAUGGACACGUUAUGGGACAGUACGCCUAAUUUAGAGAAUGAAAACUUGCCAAUGUGGGAGGACAAUUGCCCUUGGUUGUUGGACUGCCAGGACUUUGGUAUUCAUGAUUUUGAUUUUAAUUGUUCCAGCGAGAUUGAAUCAAAUGCACUACAAACUCUAGACUUGGACAGAAAAGAACUUUAGAAUGCAGUCCAUCUAGUAAAGUAAGUUAUUCUUAAAAUGGGAAUAAAUCCUCUGGUGUCCAUGUCACGUUCAAAUUUUGUGUUUAUAUCUUUCUUGAUGAAUGAUAAGGUCUGCUUGAUUAUCUGUCAAGAAUGUGAUGCACAAAAGAUUUGAACGUGAAACUCUUAUGUUAAAGUUUGACACAAGAGGAUUAAAAAAACACCAUGGACUUAAACUUAGGUUCUUGGUGUUUAAUUUUUAUCUAGCUAUUGUGUUGCAUAGAACUCCUGGAAGGUGUACUGUACAAAUGUUUUCUCUUAUGAGGAUAGUCACCAACCAAUCAUACAAAUGAUUCCGAACAUAAUCCCCCAAAUACCGCAUUAAGUGGAUUCUUGUAAGUUGUAAAUGAUGUAAUCUUUUGUGUAUGGUAGGCACAAGAAAAUGGAAGAUGGCAAACAACUACUGGAUUUUGUAAUUGUGUAUGUUAUUGUACAUAGAUGUUCAGUCUGAAAAUUCUGUUAAAAUCUUCUUUUUAUUGUGCUUAUAAAUUCUGCAAUAAUUUUCUGAUUUUCUGGUUUGUGU
Messenger RNA from Vigna angularis (adzuki bean), 1908 nucleotides. RefSeq names its product MYB-like transcription factor ODO1. The record is from RefSeq and is a predicted model, not a curated record. Lineage: Eukaryota; Viridiplantae; Streptophyta; Magnoliopsida; Fabales; Fabaceae. The transcript has 2 exons. The coding region runs from base 550 to 1347 and encodes 265 amino acids.